UUAAGAAAACAGAAUCAACAGGUUUUGCUAAUUAUUAACCAAUUAAUUGCGGUAUUAUGAUUUGAAAGGAUACUCAAAAGUGCCAUAAAUGUGUCGUAUAGCAAAAAAUUGUAUAAAAGACUAUACCCCUCCAUAUUGCACAGUUUAUGUGCUCGAUUAAAGAAAAUUACAAUGGAGGUAGAUAGAGUUGAUAGUACAAAACUGCUGCUGGUGACAGCAAAUGUUGGCUCUAUAUUUGAGGAUCCGGAACACAUGCUCAAGAUAUGGCUGAAAGAGUUCUUGGCAAGUGUACGAGACCUAGAGCCAGGGAUGCUGGCCAUCCACUGUCAGGAGGUCGGCGGCAAAAACUACGAGGCUUCCAUGCAGCAUGUCAACCAAUUUGUCAAGGCCAUGUUGGGCAGCGAUGAACUACAGAAGUAUGAUCGAGCACGCAUCUUCCUCGAUGAGGACUAUACAGCUGCUGAUAAAUUCACAGCAUUGGGUAACCUGUACUUCAUACACGAGUGUGUGGAAGAGGUGUCAAUAUAUGACUUCAUAGAGUGCAAAUUUCUCCCAGUGGAAGGAAGGGAGGUUUUAUCAGGGAAUAUAGAAAACAUUCAAAUCAAAGAAAAAUCCAAAUAUCCCCAGAAUUUCUUCCCCGAUUUCAAAUGGUCUCGAAAAGGUUUUUUACGGACGAGAUGGAAUAUAAAUAACAGUUUGUUUGAUCUGAUCAACAUUCACCUGUUCCACGAUGCCUCAAAUAUCGUAGCCUUGCAAAAGAGUCCCUCAGUGUACUGUGACAACAGAUACCGGGCCUUGGCACACACAUUACAGAGAUUUGAAACGGACCAGUUUGAAAAAGUCCCCUAUUUUAUAUUUGGUGAUUUCAAUUUUCGUCUAGACAUUCAGUCAGUGUUAAAGGACCUAACUGAGAAGACUGAAGUCAACGAAAUCCGUGGUAAAAAGAACCAGAUCUCCAAGCUCACGUACACUGAUGCAAAUAGCAAGGUUGUGUUAACUGUAGAAUCCAAGUAUUUUGAUCACCAUGAAAAACACAACGAGGUGUUUAGAAACAAGGACAGAAUGUUGAACAAGUACGACAAAGAAUUGGAGAUGUAUAAAGACCGAGUGUUCGAGUUUGACUUCACCUUCCCUCCAAGUUACCCAUUCAGCGAAGACGUGAGUGAUGGGUUGUCGUACAUGAAGACUCGCUGUCCGUCCUGGUGCGACAGAAUCCUUCUCUCGCACACGACUGCACCUAUUCUCGUAAAUAAUGAGAAACAUCGUCCCAAGUAUGACAUAAUCGGCUCAGAUGUCUGUAUGGGAGAUCACAAGCCAGUGUAUUUGUUACUAUGGUUACGGAAAGGAAAAGCCACUGUUUCACCAUCGCCCGAACAGACCCAGUUGCCGAUGGCAACGGAAGUGAUUGUUCCAGGCACGCAGGUGAAAAUAUCCGAGGUGGACACUACAAAAUACAUCCAUAUCCGCCAAAAUGGCACAUCUGCUCGCGUCUUCCGUGAAACCUCCGUUUGACUGCUACUGCUGCUGUUGUUGUGUUGUUAACGAGUUAGAAGUCGAUGUACUUAUUCUCAUGUGUCAUUAACAAGUCAGAUGUCAGGAUAAUUUUGUACAUAUGUUUUAUGGUUAGUGUUCAAAAGCAAAAACUACUGGGCCAUGUUCGGAAAAUGUUUAUUUUAAACAAUGAUUUUGUGCCCGAAUUUGAACUCGCCGCGCUAGAAGAGGCUCCCAAUGUUUUUUGUAUUCUAACAGCCGACAAUAAUGAAGCAUUUAGCAGAUCAAUACACGGGAUGUGAAAGGAACUAGUUGGAUAUAUUAAUGAAAUUAAUAUUGAAAAGUUACUUAGUAUAGCAUUUGUUUGGUUAUGGAGAGAGAUAUGUUUAUCCACAUAUUAAAUAGACCUUAAAGGCAGCCAAGACACCUACAUUGUAUGUGACUGACAUGUUUUUAUAAAGUAUCACAAAAAUCAAAUUGAUAGGGGCCUAUUUUCUUCCAUAGAACAAGUAAAGUAACAGAGUUUCAAUGUCUGGCUAUUUAUAAGAAGAAUUAUAAGAAUAUAUAAAUUCUAAAAGUAGAACUGGGUUUUCCGUAUGGAGUUGAUUUUUUUUUUUAAAUCCAUUUUUGUCACUCUAUUUUGCAUUUUUCUUUCAACUUUAGCACUGAUUUUAUUACCAAAUAUAAAGUACAAGAAAUGUAACACUAAUUUGUUUUUACCGUUACAUUUCAAUGUUUACAGAAAUAGAUGGGCUUGGCGGCCUUUAAUGGUUCCAUUUUGUAUCCUAGCAAUGGAAGUGUUGUUUAGUUACAUUUUAAACAAAUGAAAUUUUGUGGAUUUAAGUAUAGAAAAGGAAUGAUGGUCUUGCAAUGGAACUGUAGUUUAGUGCAUUUCAAUAGAAUGUGAUUUUGUGGAUUUUAGUAUUGAAAUAGAAUGAAGGUCGAGAUUGUAUCCAAGUUAUGGGACUGAUGUUCAGUAAAAUUGAAUGAAGGUCUAGCAAUGGCACUGAUUUUAGUAGCAUUUCAAUUGAGUAUAAAUUUGUGGAUUUAUGUAUGGAAAUAGAAUUAAGGUUUAGCAAUGGAUCUGUUGUUUAAUAACAUUUCAAUAGAAUGUGAUUUUGUGGUUUUUAGUAUUGAAAUAGAAUUAAGGUCGAGAUUGUAUCCAAGUUAUGGGACUGUUGUUCAGUAACAUUUUCAAUAGGAAAUAAAUCUGUAUAUUUAUAUAUGGAAACGGUAAGAAGGUCAUGAUUGUGACCUAGUUUUGCAACUUAGCAGCAUAUUAAAACUCAACAUGCAUUAUAGUAUGUAAUUUGUAUUGAAUAUGCCUAGUCUGGAACUAGAUGUUAAGGGUAUAUAUUAUUCAUGACUCAUUUUUGUACAAGAAAUUUUUUCUGAUUAUGGCUAUUUGUAAGCCAUUUUAUUGUUAUGGUUUUAUUAGCUAUUCUGUUGGGAUUUUUUUUAGCAAAAAAAGUGGAGGUGUUGUCAAAGCCUUGGUGUCGCAAUGGCAGCAUUGUUGUGCACGAACUUUAACUGUGCCCAUAACUCAAAAAUGUACAAGAUACUCGAAUUAAAAUUGAUACAAAUGUUGCGCAAGAUGCCUAAUUGAAACUUACAACAAAUGUUGCCAAAGAUACCCAAAUGAAAAUUGUUACCAAUUUUGCCAAAGAUACCCUAAUGAAAAUUGAUACAAAUGUUGCCAAAGAUACUCAAAUGAAACUUGGUACAAAUGUUAUGCAAGAUGCCUAAUUGAAACUUGGUACAAAUGUUGCCAAAUAUACCCAAAUGAAAAUUGUUACAAAUGUUGCCAAAGAUACCAAAAUUAAAAUUGUUACAAAUGUUGCCAAAGGUACUCAAAUGAAACUUGGUACAAAUGUUGCCAAAGAUACUCAGUUGAAACUUGGUACAAAUGGUAGAGACAACACACACACACACACACGAGUAGAAAGGCCCAUACCUUUGGGAAUUCAUUGUCAAGUUAUGCCCCUUUUUUGAUUGAAAAACAACAACAGACAAGCAUAGGUGUUCACUCUUCAGCGCUCUUCGAAAACUUAUAUAAUGUCAGAAAAAAACUGAGAUCACCUUUCUGUAAUGUAGGACAAAACAUCCCAUGGACAAAACAUCCCAUGCCAUUUUUGACGAGGUGGACAAAACAUACCACAUCAUUUUGACAUGGUAGACAAAACAUACCUUUCUGGUUUGCCAUCCUGGACACGAGAUCUCAUACUGGACAUGAAAUCCCAUAAACUUUCAAAAAUGGAAUGGGAUGUGUCGGCCUUGGGAUGUUUUGUCUUGCUCCCAUUUUUCUGUUGUGAUCACAAAUAUCUCAUAAUUCAAUAAUCAUCAAUAAAUAAUGGUACAGGACUAGUACCAAUAUUCUAUGAUGCAUAAGACAAAAUCCUUAUACCUGAAAAUACUUCUGAAUUAAUGAGUUAAUUUAAAGCUGUACUCACACAGAUCGAUUGUUUUGACAACUUUUUUAAUUUUUUGUCUAGGAAUGAACCAUUGUUAGCGAAUAAAGACCGUUGAUUUAUGCUGAUAUAAGUAUUGAGAGUUUUUAACUUAUUAUAUAACUUAUUUUACAGUUGUAAAGUUAGGAUUUUUACUAGGACAUUUGCAUUAGAAUUAGUAGAACGUACCUUGAAAUGAGAAUUAUUGACUUAAGAAAAAAAUAAUUUUGGACAUGAAACCCUUAUACUCAAACAGAUCUAUGGCAAUUUUUCAGGAAUGCCAAUUAUCAGCUGUUAGAAUCCCUGCCUCUGCCAUUAUGAAAUUAUUUCUUAGAUUUUUGUAUAAACCAUAUCAAUAUGAAAAAAUAAAUAAGUAUGUAUAUUCUGAAAUCUACCUCUUUCAGUAGUUGGUGUUCAAAAUUAUAUUUUGUUCAUUGGCAUGGCUGUAAAUUUAAAUCGGCCAUUCAUUUAUUUUUUGUAAAUUGACAGCAGUCUGCUGUUAGUGAUUUGAAUUGGUCGAUUUAAAUGGAGGCUUGACCAGUAGACAAAAUAUAAUCUCAAACACUAAGCUGGUUAAAGCGUUAUUAGUAUGCAUUUACCAAAUAAAUGGGCAGAGCUUCUUCAAUAUGCCAAGCCCAUUUAUUUUGCUUUAUAAAUGCUUACAAAUAAUCUUUAAUCAUUACUUAAGGCAUAAUAUAAGGUUAAAUAUUCAACAAGCUAUUUAUGUGUAUUAGUAUUUAAAGAGUCCUUAACUUUGAGUGUAAGCAUACUAGACAUGUACAUGUAUAUAUAUAUAUAGAAGCAAUAGAAUGUUUCAAAUAUCAUAAUAGUAUUCAUAGACAUAUAUCAGCAUUUUAUAAGUGUCAUAUUCCUUGUUUCAUACCCGAAGAUAUAAUUUCUAUACCAGUAUAUUGGAGCCUGUAGGAUCCUAUUCCAUUAUUCAAAUGUUAUUUUGGGGGAUUUCAUCGCACUCAGUGAUAGUUCUUGUUUUUCUAUAGCACUUUUAGCUGAAUUUACUUGAAUUUUUUAUGGCCUUAACCUUCUGAACUACAGAACACUUUCUGUGUUGAUUAAACCAUGAAAAUUAAAGAACACUUUCUGUGUCGAUUAAACCAUGUAAAUUAAAUUACACUUUCUGUGUCGAUUAAACCAUGUAAAUUAAAGAACACUUUCUGUGUCGAUUAAACCAUGUAAAUUAAAGAACACUUUCUGUGUCGAUUAAACCAUGUAAAUUAAAGAACACUUUCUGUGCCGAUUAAACCAUGUAAAUUAAAGAACACUUUCUGUGCCGAUUAAACCAUGCAAAUUAAAGGAAACUUUCUGUGUCCUUUAAACUGUCUCAACUUAAGAACACUUUGUAUGUCUGUCUGAACUAUAGUACAAUUCCUAACCUAAACCUUAUGAAUUUAAGGACAAUGCCUGUUGUCCAUUAACAAUUAACCAUCUGUACUAAAGUACACUCUGUAUUAAUUAAAUAGAUUGUGGGAAAAGUUAAUUUUAACAGGGCAUACUUGUGUCAAGAUGAUCAAGUUCAAAAUUAAUCAGGAUUCAACAGAGCUUUCAAGUUCAGAUUUCAAUAGAUUUGUAAACUUCGUUGCUAGGCACUAAUUUUGCAUUUCAAAUAGUAAGAAAAAACACUUUAAAAUGGAUAAAAAUGGCUUUGUUAACAAUUUUAACAGGAUAAACUUUAAGCCCCUUUAUACCGGUUACCAGGUGUUGAAUAUUUAAUACUCAAAAGAAAUUUUCAGGAUUUGGAUUUUUGAUGGGUCGUUAUCUUCCCUUGUCACAUAAUAUGUACAUCUUUGGAUAUAAACACAAAUAGCCUUAUUGCAAUGUUUUUAUGUUACUAGAUUAUGAUAAAUUCUGCCAUACAAAAAGUCUGAACUUAAGCUAUGGCAACAUUUAGUUAUUAUUAUCAUAUUUGUUUAUUAAAUGAAUAAAUGAACAUGAACGUGUUCAUGAAUGUUCAUAUGUUCAUGAAUUCAUUGUAUGUGAGUUUGAAGAAUGCGUGUUUAUGCAUCUGUAAUAUUUUAUUUUUGACAACUUUAUGUGCAAUAUCAUGUGCUUUUUUCGACACGUGAUGCAAUGGUGUUGUUGUUUUUUACUGUUGGCGCGGUGACAUGCGUAAAACAAUUAUGAUUUUAGUAAAUGUUAAAUACAUAGGUGGCAGUAUCAGUCAAAGAGGAUAAAACUUUUUUUUUUAAUAUACCUGGUAGUUAUAUUUAUUGUAAGCACAUUAUUAUAGACAAAUAUAAUUGUACCCUUAUUAAAAGAGCAUGCCCCCAAUAGACA
Mya arenaria is the source of this 6230-nucleotide messenger RNA. RefSeq names its product inositol polyphosphate-5-phosphatase A-like. Bases 172 to 1512 code for a protein of 446 amino acids. The record is from RefSeq and is a predicted model, not a curated record. Gene Ontology annotation, molecular function: inositol-polyphosphate 5-phosphatase activity. The transcript has 17 exons. Gene Ontology annotation, biological process: phosphatidylinositol dephosphorylation. NCBI's taxonomy places the organism in Eukaryota, Metazoa, Mollusca, Bivalvia, Myida, Myidae.